UGUCGCUGUGGUUAGAGUGCUGAACAUUUUUGUUGUGCCCUUAUUGGUCAAAAAGCUGUGGCGUCACGUCUCUCGCUCUCUUCGACCACCGCCAUAGUGGGGAAAGGACUGCGCACAAAAUGUCGUCCCACAAGACUUUCAGAAUCAAGCGUUUCCUCGCCAAGAAGCAGAAACAGAACAGGCCGAUUCCUCAGUGGAUCCGAAUGAAGACCGGCAACAAGAUCAGGUACAACUCCAAGAGAAGACACUGGAGGAGGACCAAGCUCGGCCUGUAAACAUGAGGGUCUGUGGAUCCCAGCAUCCCUCCAACCCAACAUCUCCCAGGAACUCCAGCUGCUGGGCCUGACUGCAGGGGGGGGGGGCCAUGUUAUCUGGAGCAGCAGUCAUUUUGUACAGAUACUCU
This is a messenger RNA of Archocentrus centrarchus (flier cichlid), 403 nucleotides long. It is a transcript of the gene rpl39, whose product is annotated as ribosomal protein L39. NCBI's taxonomy places the organism in Eukaryota, Metazoa, Chordata, Actinopteri, Cichliformes, Cichlidae. Gene Ontology annotation, biological process: translation. Gene Ontology annotation, cellular component: cytosolic large ribosomal subunit; ribosome. Bases 120 to 275 code for a protein of 51 amino acids. The transcript is spliced from 3 exons. Gene Ontology annotation, molecular function: structural constituent of ribosome. The record is from RefSeq and is a predicted model, not a curated record.